Phytophthora nicotianae INRA-310 is the source of this 1838-nucleotide messenger RNA. RefSeq lists its product as hypothetical. Gene Ontology annotation, cellular component: ciliary basal body; cilium. The record is from RefSeq and is a predicted model, not a curated record. NCBI's taxonomy places the organism in Eukaryota, Oomycota, Peronosporomycetes, Peronosporales, Peronosporaceae. Bases 1 to 1794 code for a protein of 597 amino acids. The transcript is spliced from 3 exons. Gene Ontology annotation, molecular function: microtubule binding.
AUGUCAGCGGGAGCUCCGACUGGUAAUGGAUCCCUACUAAGUGCAACCGAUUUCUUUGGUAAGACGGAUGUUGGCGGCUUGGAUAAAUUCAAGACGAUCGCAUUUCGUGCUCUUCACGAGCAGAAACUCGAGGAGGAGCUGUAUCAAACCAAACAAGAGAACGAGCGACUCAAAGAGGCAAACGCUCAAGUAACCCGCGCCUUGGAAGAGCUUCAAAUAUCGUUCGAAGCCAACAUCGACGAUCGUGAGCGCGUGCUGGCCUUCAAGUCAAAGAAAAUCGAUGAACUGCACAAUAGAGUACGCGAAUACGAAACUAUCAACGCUUCACUGCUCCAAACAAUCAACGGGAGCGGAAGUGCAGAAGGAGACACUAGUAUCUCCCAAAGCAACACUAACACGACUACCAACUCUUCAGCGGAGUCAACUGGAACGGAGACGGAGACCCGCGCUAGGAUGAUGACUCUGAUUAAUGCAGGAAAGCCUCUCUUCCACCCCCUGGACACGUGCAAAGAGCAGGAAUACAAGCAGCUUUAUGAGGAAUCCCAGCGCCAAUGUGCUGAACUGACCCAGACCGCGCUUGAGAACGAGGCUGCUAUACGUGAGACUCGACUAGCAAAAUUUAACAAGCAAGACAGCGACACUCAAAUCGAGCAACUUCAGUCUCAACUCGCAGCGAUGGCGUUGGAAAAAGACGAACUAGAACAUCAUCUGGAACGAAAAUUAAUUCUAGAAAACGACAGAUUACGUCGUGAGAAGGAGGCCGAACUCCAAGCCUUCCACGACGCCAUGCGGACGCAAAUGCGAAUGCAACUGGACGUGACUACACAGCGAACUGUUGAAGAGAAUGAGAGAGUGCAACUCGAGCUGCGUUAUCAGAGCUCGCAGCUUGAAAAGAUGAUCAAACAGAUCGACGAACUUCGCGCGGAGAACAAGCGUACCAAGCAGGAGAUGCACGUGUUUGAAGAAAUGAAUGCAGGACUUAGCAAGAAGCUCAAGUUCUACGAGCAACUAUUUGCAAAAAUGCAGCUGAAGGACGAGCAGAAGUCGAAGCAAGUAGAUAAUCAGCAGCCACGCACACCUGUUGGUCCACCUUCUUCGCGACGGACACCUCGAAAGCCUCCACUACCUGUGUUGUCAACCGUAAACCAGGCGAAGCCUACAUCACCAGAGCCAGCGUUAUAUUGCAUGGGAUCUCCUCACGGCUCCUACUUUACACCUGAGUCCGAGAGUCUUCGAACUAGCAGAUAUACGGAGUUUGAACCUGGUCCGAAUGAUCCGCAAACUCCAUACCAGCUCAACGCUAUCACAGACGUUCUUGAGAAACAUCUACAAAGCCGUGAGUUUACUAAGAAGCAAGUGGUGGCUGUGCUGCGCUAUCAUCAUGAUCAGUAUCAGCGCCGAGAAAGCCCGAGAGCUGUUCGAGACGUGGCAAGAGUAGGAACGAUACCAGUACUCAAGAAAAAGCUCAUGUUAUCUAAGGCAUGUUACUUACCGUCAAGUUACGGACGCAGAAUUAGGGAACCGUCGAUGACACUGGACACUUUGAUUAAGCAGAAGAUAUCCUCACAUCAUUCAUCUGCAGACAGCAACGACUCGAGCGACCGAACGAUUGACGACGAGCAACGUCAAACACUCCAUAACUUGCUACUUCCUGAACUCUCGAAGCAAAAGAGAACAGGUAAGUCUGCAUCAUCGUCAGUAGUUAAAGAUCCUUCGGAAAUGUGGAGAUCCUCAGCAUCUCGAGCGCGCGAUCGACUAGAACUUCAUGACCCACCCAGUACAGCAAGAUUUUAAAUUUGAUGCUUCGCUAAAAUAAACUAGAAAUUUUUCAAAGCUCU